AUGGAUGAUGUGUGGACGGUAAUUAAUUCUUUAUACAUGAUUUACUGUACGUCGUUGCUUCCAUUGGCUAUAAUUGGAAUUGCAUUAUUUUAUUCAGGGUUGACUCAACGGAGAUCGUCUUUGACCAUGCUUGCGCUUCCGGUUUUUCUCACACCGUUUGUAUUGAUAGAGUGGUUCAUUUGGGGAUAUUCGUUGUGCUAUUCCAGCUCUUCCAACCGUUUCAUAGGGGACUUGAAUUAUGCCGUUUUACGGCAUAUGAGAGAUUCAGUGACAAAUAAUUAUACCACACCUAGAGGUGAUAUAUGGCUGAUGAAUCAUUUUUUGUUUAAUGGGUUUAUGAAGAUUAUAUGCGUGUGUUUGACGUUUCCUGGGUGUGUUGCAGAAAGGGGAAGAAUACUACCCAUGAUCGUUUUCUUAUUCUUUUGGUCAGUCAUCAUAUAUAAUCCAGUGACGUAUUGGUUUUGGAAUAGAGAAGGAUGGUUAUCGGUAGAAUUGAAUAAUCUUCCAGUAUUGGAUUUUGCUGGUGGUAAUUGCAUCCAUAUUGUUAGUGGAUUUACGGCAUUAGCAUAUUCUUAUAUUUUAGGACCAAGGAAUCCAAAGAUUCUUUAUGAUUAUCGUAGUGCUAACACUGGUCAUAUUAUCAUUGGUACAUUUUUCAUGAUAUGUGGCUGGUGUGGAUUUGUGGCAGGGUGUGAUUAUAAGUUUACAAUUGAAUCUUUAUACAUUAUCAUGAAUGUUUUAUUAUGCGCUUCAACAAGCGGAAUAAUCUGGAUGCUUAUUGAUUACUACUUUUCAGCAAUCCCAUUGGAAGGUGCACCUAUAGAAAGCACUCUUUCAAAUCAUAAAGAUAAGAUUCAUGUAUUGAGAAGGUCAUCUACAAAUAUUAGGACAGCUCCAUCAGUAACUGGAGUUUCAAUAAACCAGCAUUAUCAUGAUACCAAAUCCAACUUUGUUCAACGUAGAAAGAUAUCGAUUAUAUCAUUUUCUUCGGGUAUUGUUACAGGAUUAGCGGUGAUAACCCCAGGGGGAGGAUACGUUUCGUCUCCUACUGAGUUCUGGAAGAGUUUUGUGUUUGGAGUACUUGGUGGAAUAGUUGUUAAUUUAUCGACACGACUUAAGUAUUUUGUACAAAUUGAUGACGCAUUAGAUAUUUUUGCCAUUCAUGGCGUGGCAGGUAUACUCGGAUCAUUGCUUACAGGAAUAUUUGCUAACCAAAGAUAUAAUUCAGAUGGAGGAUGGGUGAAAGGUCAUUGGAUUCAGUUUGGUUACCAAUUAUUAGGUUGUACAGUUACGGCCGCCUACGUUUUUGUUUUGAGUUGUGUCUUUUUAUAUUGCAUCGAUUUGAUACCUGGCUUGCAUUUAAGAAUGGAUGUGACUUUUAAUCAAAGAAUGAGAGAAGAGAAAGAAAAAGCACAAACAGAAUCAACAGAAUCUCCUGGUAGUGUAGACAUGGAAGAACAAUUCGUACCCCAUACCACAAAGGAAAUUACUUAUCUGGAAAAACUUGAAUUAUUGGGCACAGAUUGUUAUGAAUUUAAUGGGGAAUAUUUCAUGGAUUUUAUGGAAUUUAUAAAAGUGAUACGGCCGCAAGACUAUCCAUUUGAUCAGCUAGCAGAAGAGGCUGAGACUCAAUAUGACAGCGUCAAUGCGAUAGGUUCUGAUUAUCAGAUGCACCCAGAAGGAGUACAUCACAUAGCACGAAAAGUUGAAUAA
Molecule: messenger RNA, 1713 nt
Organism: Debaryomyces fabryi
Lineage: Eukaryota; Fungi; Ascomycota; Pichiomycetes; Serinales; Debaryomycetaceae
Exons: 1
Coding region: 1-1713 (570 amino acids)
Biological process (GO): ammonium transmembrane transport
Cellular component (GO): plasma membrane
Molecular function (GO): ammonium channel activity
Source: RefSeq, a predicted model, not a curated record